Impatiens glandulifera is the source of this 1702-nucleotide messenger RNA. RefSeq lists its product as uncharacterized. The transcript is spliced from 3 exons. The record is from RefSeq and is a predicted model, not a curated record. NCBI's taxonomy places the organism in Eukaryota, Viridiplantae, Streptophyta, Magnoliopsida, Ericales, Balsaminaceae. The coding region runs from base 142 to 1098 and encodes 318 amino acids.
AUUGCCAUUUGCAAAACCCUUCUUCCUCAUAUAUGAAGCAAAAACAAUCGAAAUCAGAAAUGACGAAACUUACCUCCAUUUCUGUUGCUACUCAACCCAGGAAGCUUUAAGCUCAUCAUCCAGAUUUCUUCAACUUUAUGCAUGCUGCUUAGGAAUAAUGAGUGCAAAUUGAAUUUGCUCUCGGCCUUAAUUGGUCAGCUUUUGAAACGCCACUCUUUUAACAGAAGAACCGCUUCAUUUCAUCAUGCAUCUACAUUGCUAAGAACUGAAAACCCACUUGCUGGUAGUGAUGUUUUAGUUAAUCAUCAACCUGAACUCGAAAAUGAAAAUGAAAUUCAUCCCUUUCUUCAAUCAAGUGUGUUACAGCAUUGGUUCAAAAAUUGGCAGGAAAAGAGGCGGCAUAAGCUGACAGCUAGUACAUUUGCUGGUGCUAUAGGUUUCUUUCCUCAAAGGAGGGUUCAUUUAUGGAAGGAGAAAGUCGGUUUAAUCAAGCCGUUUAGUGGUAACUUGGCUACUUGUUGGAGCAACAUAAAAGAAGAAGAAGCUCUUGGAAGAUAUAAGUGUCUAACUGAUAACCAUCUGAUAUUUCCUGAAUUUCAGGUAUAUGGGAAGGAAAAACCCAAUGAUGAUUGGAUCGCAGCAUCGCCUGAUGGAGUUGUAUAUGGCUUGCCAUCUAGAGGUGUUCUUGAGAUAAAAUGUCCAUUCUUUAAUGGUGAUAUGAGUCAGGCUUCUCCAUGGAAGAGACUUCCCUUAUAUUGUAUUCCACAAGCCCAAGGCUUGAUGGAGAUCAUGGAUUGUGAUUGGAUGGAUUUUUAUGUUUGGACUAUUCACGGAAGCAGUCUGUUUAGGAUACACAGGGAUGAACAGUAUUGGGAAAUGUUGAAAGUGGCAUUGUCUGAUUUCUGGUGGAAUCACGUACAGCCAGCUAGUGAGUUUUACAAAAGAAAUGAGAUUAGCAAUGGAUUGAUUGAAUUAGAAAUGUGGAAACCGCAGCCUCGGCAUGAGUCUUGGAGUACCAUUGUCAAAGAAAGCAGACGCGUAGUUAAUGAUUCUGAACUAUUGAUUCGCGAGAUCAAUGGGAAAUUGCAAUAUUAUUAGUUCUACAGUGUCUGCUUGAAUUUUGGAAUUGAAAGAUGAAAGUUAUGUUAUCCACUUUUAAAUUGGAUAAACUAAAGUCAGUCAGCUGGUAAAGCAAUAAUUUUGACCAAAGCCAUUGCACAAUAAGACAGGAAGAUGAGGAUCUCAGAUAAGUGAAACUGAAAAAGAGGACAUUCUCUUCCUUUUGCUGAAAACCAACUUUGCCAAAGAUUCAAAGCUUGAGAAGUGAGCAGAAAGGAAGGAAAGCACAAUGGGUGGGUCAAUUUCAUUUGACCCGCAGCCUCGAUACAGUUUUGUGGUUAAGCUGAUGUAGGAAUUUUCAAGUGCAAGAAGGAAUUUUAGUAUAGAAAUAGGAAAUUUGAAGAGGAUAACAAUCCCUUCACUUCACUUGAGAAUCAUGUUACUGACAUAGCUAGAUUUUAUUUUUAGUUUUAGUUUUCUGAAGUUAGGACUAACUCAUAGUCAAUGACCCUGGUAUUCGGAUAUUCUUAGUGGGAAUCGAGUAUUCGAAUAUGCAAGACUCUUAUACCUUAAGCCUUGAGCGAUUAUAGUUCUUUUUCUAUCUUUUUUUUCAUUUACAUGUAAAUGAUUUUGGUUGAUUCUU